Molecule: messenger RNA, 1482 nt
Organism: Arabis nemorensis
Lineage: Eukaryota; Viridiplantae; Streptophyta; Magnoliopsida; Brassicales; Brassicaceae
Source: the annotation of a GenBank genome assembly
AUGUUCGUGAGAUCAAUGGCGGCUGCUUCUCCACCUCCACCACCGUCAACGUCCCUAUCAUCACAACCCCCGUCAUCGUCGCCGUCGCAACUUCCCCUCCGUGCAAUGCCGGGAACGUACGGUUGGCCGGUGGUUGGACCGUUAUCGGACCGUUUAGAUUACUUUUGGUUCCAAGGACCGGAGAAGUUUUUUCGGACAAGGGUUGAGAAGUACAAGAGCACUGUGUUCCGUACAAACAUUCCUCCAGCGUUUCCUUUCUUUGGCAACGUUAACCCUAAUAUCGUAGCCGUCCUCGACGUCAAAUCUUUUAGCCAUCUUUUCGACAUGGAUCUUGUUGAUAAAAGAGAUGUUCUUAUUGGCGAUUUCCGACCUAGCCUCGGGUUCUACGGCGGUGUUCGUGUAGGAGUUUACCUCGACACGACCGAGCCAAAGCAUGCCAAGAUCAAAAAAUUCUCCAUGGAAUUACUAAAACGAAGCUCCGAGGUAUGGCUAAGAGAGCUUCUCUCAAACCUAGACAAGUUCUGGUCAACAAUCGAAACCGACGUUUCCAAAAACGACGCCGCUUCAUAUAUCUUCCCUCUCCAAAGCUGCGUUUUCAAUUUUCUCACCGCUUCACUCGCCGGAGUCAAAACUUCCGUCUCACCGGAGAUCGCCGAGAACGGUUGGAAAAUACUCAACACAUGGCUCGCUUUUCAGGUCAUACCCACUACAAAAAUCGGUAUUCCUCAACCAUUCGAAGAGCUCUUACUCCAUACUUGGCCUUACCCUCCGUUAAUCGUCGCCGGAGGUUACAAAAAGCUUUACAAUUUCAUCAACGAUCACGCCGGAGAAGUAAUCCGGUUAGGUGAAGAAGAGUUCGGGUUGACCCGAGAUGAGACUAUCCAUAAUAUCCUCUUCGUAUUGGGUUUCAACGCCUACGGGGGCUUUUCCGUCUUUUUACCAUCUUUGAUCGGGAAAAUCGCCGGGGAUAAUACCGGUUUGCAAGAGAGGCUCAGAACCGAAGUGAGGAAGGUUUGCGGGUCUGGAUCCGGGUCGGGUUUGAAUUUCCGGACGGUUAACGAAAUGGAGCUGGUUAAAUCGGUGGUUUACGAAACGCUGCGUUUAAACCCACCCGUGCCUUUACAGUUCGCACGUGCGAGGGAAGAUUUUAAGAUCAGCUCACACGACGCCGUUUUCGAGGUCAAGAAAGGUGAGCUUCUAUGUGGUUACCAGCCACUGGUGAUGAGGGACGGUAAAAUCUACGAGGAUCCGGAGGAAUUUAAACCGGACCGGUUUAUUGGUCAGACCGGGUCUGAAUUGCUUAGUUAUCUGUUUUGGUCUAAUGGUCCACAAACCGGUACGCCUAGUGAAUCGAAUAAGCAGUGUGCAGCUAAGGAUGUGGUUACGCUCACGGCUUGCUUGAUCAUUGCUGAUUUGUUUCUCCGGUACGAUUCGGUUACUGGCGACAUGAGCAGUAUCAAAACCGUUGUUAAAGCUAAAUAA